Cannabis sativa is the source of this 2451-nucleotide messenger RNA. RefSeq names its product cellulose synthase-like protein G3. The record is from RefSeq and is a predicted model, not a curated record. The transcript is spliced from 6 exons. The coding region runs from base 24 to 2261 and encodes 745 amino acids. Gene Ontology annotation, biological process: plant-type primary cell wall biogenesis; cellulose biosynthetic process. Gene Ontology annotation, cellular component: trans-Golgi network; plasma membrane. NCBI's taxonomy places the organism in Eukaryota, Viridiplantae, Streptophyta, Magnoliopsida, Rosales, Cannabaceae. Gene Ontology annotation, molecular function: mannan synthase activity; cellulose synthase (UDP-forming) activity.
UAUACAAAAACAAAAAAUUAAAAAUGGAGACUCUACGACGUCGUUUUAGUACCAAACCACUCCACAAGCCGGAACUUUCCCGACUCACAAUCCCAAACCGAAUAUUUGCGGUGGUUUACGCCACAGCUGCGGUGACAUUACUAUAUCACCACACUGUAACACUAUCAUCACUCUUCACAACUAAAAAUACCAAAAUCUCCUCAGCCUUAUUCCUAUCCGACGUCGUUUUAUUCCUAAUAUGGCUCACAACGCAGUCGUUUCGAAUGAAACCAAUCCACCGUAAUGAGUUUCCCCAAAAUAUCAGUAAAGAAUCGGAGAAAGAGUUACCGGCGAUCGAUGUGUUCGUUUGUACGGCGGAUCCGUACAAGGAACCGCCGAUGAACGUGGUGAACACUGUGCUUUCGGUUAUGGGUUUUGAUUAUCCGGCGGGGAAAGUCUCCGUUUAUGUUUCCGAUGACGGUGGGUCAGAUUUGAGUCUGUUUGGGUUGAUUGAAGCUGCUAAGUUCGGUGCUCAUUGGUUGCCGUUUUGUAGAGAAAACGACGUCGUUGAGAGGUGUCCCGAGGCUUACUUUGCUUCUUCCAAUGCUAAUCUUUCUUCUUCUUCAACUUCUGAUAUUGAGAAGAUUAAGACCAUGUAUGAAAGCAUGAAAGUGAGAGUUGAAAAUGCUGUUGAAAUGGGAAAAGUUUGCGAUGAGAACAUCACUGGAGAAGAUGAACGAAAAGCUUUCAAAAAAUGGACGGACGGAUUUACUCGCCAAGAUCAUCCUACGGUCAUCCAGGUUAUAUUGCAUGGAAGUAAAGAUAAAGAUAUUAGAGGUGAUGUAAUGCCAAAUUUGAUUUAUGUUGCAAGAGAGAAAAGAAGAACAUCACUUCAUCAUUUCAAAGCUGGUGCCCUUAAUGCCCUAAUUAGAGUAUCAGCCAUCUUGACAAACUCUCCAAUAAUCCUGACCCUUGAUUGUGACACGUACUCAAAUGAUCCCCAAACCCCAAUGAGAGUUCUAUGUUACAUAUUAGACCAAAAAAUUGAAUCCCAAAAAGUUGGCUAUAUUCAAUUUCCACAACGAUUUCGUGGUAUAAAUAAGAAUGACAUUUAUGGUUGUGAACACAAGAGAUUAUACAGUAUUAAUCCACUUGGAAUGGAUGGGCUUUUGGGCCCAAAUUAUGUGGGAACUGGAUGCUUCUUUAGAAGAAGAGCAUUCUUUGGGGGCCCAUUAAAGUUUGUGUCACCAGAAAUCAUUGAACUGAGUCCAGAUAAUGUUGUUGACAACAAGGCUAUUCACUCCAAACAAGUAAUGGAUUUGGCCCACUAUGUUGCUACUUCUAAUUAUGAGGACAAAACCCAAUGGGGUUAUAAGGUGGGUAUUAGAUAUGGAACAACAUCAGAAGACAUUUUGACAAGUUAUCUUUUACAAUGUGAGGGAUGGAAAGGAAUUUUCUGCAAUCCAAACAAGGCAGCAUUUUAUGGUGAUGCACCAAUCAACCUUUUUGAUGUGUUGAACCAACAAAAAAGAUGGGCCACUGGUCUACUUCAGAUUCUCUUCUCUAAAUAUUCUCCAUUCACAUUUGGUAUCAAAUAUAUUGGUAUUCUCAUGGGCUUUACUUAUGGACAUAAUACAUUAUGGCCCAUUUGGUCAAUUCCAAUUACUAUAUAUGCAUUUCUACCUCAACUUGCUCUACUCAAUGGGGUCUCUCUCUUUCCAAAGGUUUUUGAGCCAUGUUUUAUUUUGUAUAUGUUCCUAUUCAUUGGAGCAUAUGGUCAAGACCUAUUGGACUUCAUCAUAUAUGGAGGAACAUUUCAAAAAUGGUGGAACGAUCAAAGAAUGUGGUUAAUAAGGGGGCUCUCUAGUUUUCUAUUCGGUUUAGUUGAACAUAUGUUAAAAUCAUUAGGUUUUUCUUCGAUGAACUUUAGCGUAACGAGCAAAAUAAUCGACACUGAACAGAGUAAGAGAUACGAAAAAUGUGUCUUUGAGUUUGGACACCAUUCACCUAUGUUCGUGACAUUAAUAAUGGCUGCAAUAAUUAAUUUUGUCGCUCUAGUUUGGGGAAUCAAGCUUGCUCUUUUAGGGGGCAAAAUUGUGUUUGAAGAGAUUUUCAUGCAAGUGAUUAUUGCAGCCUUUGGUGUGGUGAAUUGCAAGCCUAUUUAUAGUGCCAUGUUUUUUAGGGCUAGUAAUAAAGGAGGAAUUCCUACCAAAACUACUUUGAUUUCAACCUUUUUAGCCUCUUGUCUCUUUAUAAUAAGUUUAGUCGCUUUGAAGGACUAAAAAAGUGACCCCAUUUAAGCUAAUUGAUUUUGAGCUUAAUAACUCAAAAAUCUUGAGAAGAAUUGAGAAUGAAUGGUGAAAAGGUAGACAUCAUUUUGUGUUUUAAAUUCUUGUUUUUUUUUUUCCUUUUUUUUGAUUGGGAAAUUCUUGUUGAAUUACAAUAAAUAUAAGAGAAUGUGCUCAUUUAGUA